AUGAAGCAAUUUAAUUAAUUGAAAAACUUUAACUAUUAUGUUGCAAGUUGCAACAUUUUGCUUGAAAUAAAUUUUAUUAAGUUUAACAAUUUGUGGUUGUAUUUGAUUCAUUUGAUUUCAGAAUUUUAGAUAUUUGGAAUUGUAGUAUUAAAUUUAAACAAAGAAUUACUUUAAUUACCAUUAAUGAAUAUUGAUUAUGGAUUGAAUAUUAUUUCAAUUAUUUCAAGGCCAUAUAAAUUAAUUGUUGAAGAUAACUUUUUUAAAUAUUCCUACAUUAUUCCAUUAACAUUAAUAUCCUUAUAUAUAUUCCAUUAAUUGAUUACAUUUUUUUUAUUUUCAAACUAGUCCUAAAAAAAUAUAAUAGAAUAUGUAAUGAAAAGCAAUAACAUAAAACUUAUUUUUCAUAGUAUAAGUAUAAUGUUUUUAGCAAUUUUUGACAAACUAUUAUGUAUACCAUGUAUUCAAUUAGUAUGUUAUUCAAUUGAACAAAAUAUUAAUAAUGAAUUCUUUGGAGCAACAGAAUUUAUUAAUAUAUUGUUUUCAAUAUUGACAUUCAUUCUUAUAUUAUGGAUCCAAUUAUUAUAUUUAAUGUUUGUGAAGGAAGCUAUUACAUUAAAUUUGUUUAAUUUUAAAGUUCUUAUAUUUUAAGGAUUGGAUUACUUUUAUACAUUUAUAAUUUAUAUUAUAGUAAUAAUAGACUGUAUGAAUUUAGAAAUGAAGAUAAAGAAUUAUCUAAUUUUUAUAAUGUUUAUAAUUUUAUCAAUAUUUAAAUUAAAUUAAUUAUUAAAUAAAUAUCAAUACGUUAGCAACAUAUAAGAUUACUUAAUCAAUUUGAAUGUAGCUUUUAUAUUAAUCUCAAUACUAUUAAUUGGAAAUAGUUUUAUAGAAGAAAAACAAAAUUUAAUAAUCAUAAUUAUUAUUGUUCCUAGUUUAGCAAUAGCAUUAAUUUAAUAAAUAAAAAAAAAAAUAGAUUUCAGUAUGCUUGUUAAGCUACCUGAAAAUUAAUCUACUUAAACUUAACAAUAUUUAAUAUCUAUAUUUUAAUAAAAAGAUUAAUUGAAUAGAAUUUAAUAAUUUAGUUUAUCAUUAUUUUUAUUUCAUCAUAAAAACAAUUGUCUAGAAAAAUCAUGUUCAUGUAAAAAAUAAGGAUUGGAGAAUGAAAUAAAAUUAAAAUAAUUAUACUUAAAAUAAUUAAUAUUAGAGUUUGGAAAAUCUAUUAAUAAAUUAACUGAUUAAAGUUUAAAAGGAUUCUAUUGUUUAUUUUAUAUAUAGAGUCUUAUAGCAAUUAAUUAAUCAGUUAAGGCAUAUCAAUAAACAAAUAUAUUAUUACUCAAAUAAAGUGUUCAUUCAAUGAAUGAUUAAUAGAAUAUUUUUAGUGAAUAAACUACUUAUUCAAUGACAGUUGAAGAGAAUUAGAAUGUUUAUAAGAAAAAGAGCAACUCUGAUAUGAUUCAUAGACUUGAAAAGAUCUCCUUAAAUUAUAUUAGUUAUAUUAAUAAAAUUAAAAUAAACAUUAUAUUAGAGAUAGCUAAAUAAAAUUUAAUUUCAAGUUUUAGUUUUGGAAAUGUAAUUUAAAAGACUUAAUUAAGUUAAAGUGUACAAUUAUUUAUGAAAGUUGAAGAGUAACAUCAAUAAUUAAAACACAAUAUAACAAAUAUAAUAAAUAGAAAAAAAGAUAUAUUCAUGAUAAUGUCUUCAACUACUAAAUUAAAUCCUGAAAGAUUCUUAAAUUAAUGUUUAGAUUUAAUAAGAAGAAUAAACUUUAUGGAAAAUGAGUUAUAACAUUUAUUUUAAGAAUUUCCAAGCAAGAAAAUGCAAUCUAUUUAUUCAUUUUAUUGUGCUGAAAUUUUGAAUAAUUUUAUGUAAGCUUAUAGGAUUAUAAAUUAUAAUACAAUAUCAGAUAAUGCUUUAAUUAAAAUUUAAAGAAAUUAUUCAGUUGAUUUAUUAACUACUUAAUUACAUUAUAUGAUCUUAAUUAUGGAUCAUUAAGGAACAGGUUUAUAGAUAGUAGAAAGAUCACAUCAAAUGCAUAAAAUAAUUGAAUAUGAUUAAUAAGAAUUUAAGGAAAUUAAAUCUAUUCUUUCCUUAUUACCAAAAGGAUUUUCAACUAUUCAUAAACAUUUGAUUGAAGAUUUUUUAAUUACUGGACGAUCUAAAUUCUUUAGAGAGUAAAAUGUAAAUUUAAUUUUAUAAAGAGACUCUUUUUUAUGUGCAGUUGACUUUUUCUUUGAUUUUGAUUUAACUAAAUUAUAAGAAUUAACCUUUUAAGUAUUUUUCUCUGAAAAUAAUGGAACUAAUUCAUAUCUUAUUUUAAAUAAUAAACAUCUUAUUUUAGGUGUAACUAGAGAAUUAUGUAAAUAAUUAAAACUUGAAGAAAAUGAAUAGUAAAAAUUACCAGAUUAAAUAUAUUUAAUGGAUAUUCAAUAACUUAUACCAGAAUACUUUACAUUAAUAGAUUAAAAUAAUAUUGAUAAAAGUUAACCAUUUUCUAAUGUUUAAAUUAUAUUUAAUGAUAAAAAUCAAACUAUUUAAAAAUCUAUCUCAAAUGAUACUAAGAAAACUACUGAAUAAAUUAGAUUCUAUUAUGCAAAUAUAGUUGUUACUAUAAGAUUAACUCAUUCUAUUAUUGAAAUAAAAAAUGUUGUGGAAUCAAAAAAAUCUAUUUAAUAGGAAUCUAUUGUUGAUUAUGAUAAUUUUGAAUAAGAAUGUUAUGAUUUUAUAGAAGAAUUUCAUAUACAAUAACCUAAUUAAUAUAAUAAUGAUUUAUUUCCUAAAUUAAAAAAAGGAAUUGAUAUUUAAAAUGAUUGUUAUAUUUAAGAAGAAAUAAAUGAAAAUAUUGAUUAAAUUGAUACAAAUAGAAUAAUAUCUUAAUAAUAACGAUAAUUAAUUUCAGAAUCAAUAUAAUAAUAUGAAUUAAUUAGUCCUGGUAGAAGUAAUAGAUAAUUGAUAGAUAAAACUAAUAGUUUUGCAACACAUUAAAUAAAUUAAAGUUGUUAACAAAGAUUCUUUUAACAUUAAAAUGAAGAAAAAGAAAAGGAAUAAUCAUAAUCUAAUCAAUCAUAUGCUGAAAAAGGAUUUGCAAAACUUAAUAAUGAAUAAAAUUAAUAAAAUGCUGAAAUUAGAGAAAAUUUAAGAUAAUAAUUAAAUGAAGAAAAUUAAACAACUUUACAAGCUAAAAAAAUUAAUUUAGAUAAUGCAGCAUCUAGUACUUUGGGAACAUUUUCUUAAAACUUUUAAUUAUUUAAAAAGUACGAAUUAUUACAAUAAAUUGUUUAAUCUAUUAAAUUUUCAAUUAUGUUUGAUUUAAUGAUAUUCUCACUUUUAAUUGUAUCAUUGAUAUCAAUUAUAUUUGCUAUCAUUUUAAUCAAUAAUUCAAGUACAGAUAUAUAUAGUGCUUUGAGUUAAAUGUAAAUGUUAGAAUUUUAUACAUCUUUUAUGAAUCCUUGCUAUUUAUUUUUAUCAUCAUUUUCAUCUACUUAUAAUUAUAUGAAUGGAUCAUUUGAACAUAAUUAAUUAUAAAACAUUUAAUCUUUAAUAUAAUAUAAUCAAUAUACUAUAAACCAAUCCUUUAUAAACAUUAAAAAAAGUUAUUCAAUUUAAUCUCAAGGUAAUUUAUUAUAAUAAGAUCUUUCAACUACUUUUAUAGAUUUUAAAUAUAUUAAAGGAAAUGAAUUUACAUCUGAAUAAAUAUCAUUACGUGAAGCAAUUUUUUUAAUUAUUCAAUACCAUUAUAAUUUUUAAUCCAUCUAUACAUAAGAGAAUGGAUUAGAAUAAAUGAUUUAAUAAUUAAUAUCAUAUCUAAUAAAUUUAGAUGAUGUUAAUAAAGAAAUACUUAAUUUAAACACAGAAAUAAUUACAUAUAUUAGUGAUAACCAUUUUUUAUUGUAAUAAAAAUGGAUUAUAGUUUGCCUUAGAUGUACUUAUUUGAUAUUAUUAUUUUAACUUUCUGCAUGGUUAUUAUACAUUAAACAUAUUAGAAAAUAUUCUAAAAUCUUGAAAUUGUUUUAGAAAGUAGAUAUUGUUUGGGUGUUAAGAGAUUUGGAAAGAUGUAAAGAAUUAUUGAAUUUACUUAAUAAAGAUUCUAAUUUAAUGUUUAGAUAUAAAUUUAAUAUAUUUUUAAAAGAAAGAUUCUUUAAAAGUGAAUUAUCUAAGAAACACAUUAUACAAGACAAGAUAAAGAGAACAGGAUUCAUUAAAUUGGAUAAUAAAUAAAAAUUAUUAUUAAGUAGAUUAGGUAGUUUUAUUUUAUAUUCAGUUCUAUUUUGUAUAUUCUUUAUUUAUUCAUUUAUUAUGAAUUUAUAAGGAAUUAAUUUUAUGGAUUAUUAUCAAAUGAAGAGUUUGUAAUAUAAUUAAAUUGGUGAAUUUGGUAUAUCUAUUCCUAAAGCUUAUAGCUUAAGAGAAGUAUUAUAUUUUAAAAGUAAUAACUUUAUUGGAUAUGAAUAUAUAUCAUAUAAUUUAACUGAUCAAUAUUUAUUAAUCAUACAAAAUAGUUUAGAUAGUUUGAGUAAUUUCUUAUAAACCUAUACUUUUACUGAUAGUAAUUAUAAUGAUUAAAAUCUAUUGGAUUUGAAUAAUCAAACAUUAUGUGAAGUAGAAAGUAUUUCAAAAACAUUUGAUUUGUAAUAAUAAUUUUUAUGCAAAUAAAUCUACGAUAAUGUUAUGGAUAGAGGUCUCUCUAUUACAAUAACUAAAAUUAGAGAUAUAUUACUGACUGAAAUGAAUAAUUCUUAAUUAUUUUCAUAAAGAAUUAAUCCACCAUUUAAUGAAAUAGAAAUUGGAAUAUAUUUGAGUGUUAUUAUUAUGAAUGUUUUAUAAACCAUUAAAACAGAACUUUCAGAUUAAGCAGAUUAAUUAAAUAUGACUAUUUGGGUAAUUCUAAAAUCAUAUAUUAGAUUGUUUCCAUUAUUUAUUUAGUGUUUACAUUCCUAAAAAUAGGGUUUAUACUAUUAUUUGUUAGAACACAUUAUUUGAACGAAUUUUAAAAUAUUAAGAAAAUAACUAUCUUAUUACCAUAGGCUGCAUUAUUUAUUGAUGAUUUAUUUGAAAGGCAGCUUAGAUAAUUAAUUGCUAAAGAAAAUCUCGUUUGA
Molecule: messenger RNA, 5087 nt
Organism: Paramecium primaurelia
Lineage: Eukaryota; Ciliophora; Oligohymenophorea; Peniculida; Parameciidae
Source: the annotation of a GenBank genome assembly